Molecule: messenger RNA, 1596 nt
Organism: Diaporthe citri
Lineage: Eukaryota; Fungi; Ascomycota; Sordariomycetes; Diaporthales; Diaporthaceae
Exons: 2
Coding region: 1-1596 (531 amino acids)
Molecular function (GO): oxidoreductase activity
Source: RefSeq, a predicted model, not a curated record
AUGAGCCGGCCUAACUCAGUCUCUAGGAAGAAGGUGGCCAUCGUGGGCAGCGGCUGUGCGGGCAUAGCAGCUCUCUGGGCUCUCAACCGCACACCCCACGAUGUCUACGUCUACGAGGCCGCCGAUCGCCUCGGCGGCCACACAAAUACCGUGCCAUGGACCCGGGGGAAGUAUAUGACAGCGGUUGAUACUGGUUUCAUUGUGAUGAAUUCGGCAACAUAUCCGAAUUUCAUCAACUUUCUUGAUAAGAUCGACGUGCAGAAGGAGCCAACGGAAAUGACCUUUGGUGUUUCACGCGAUCAUGGUCUCUUUGAAUGGGCGGGCACGAGUCUGGACUCUAUCUUCACCCAGCGAAGGCACAUCUUCUCUCCGAGGAUGUGGCGCAUGAUGUUCGACAUUGUCCGCUUCAAUCAGUUCGCUCUGGAUCUGCUGGCCGAUGACGAUGGCCAACGAAACACAGCGUACCAGGUCAACGGGAAUGGCAAUGUUAAUGGUGGGCCCGCGCCCAAGUUUCUCAAGGUCGAAGAGACUAUUGGGGAAUAUCUCCUAAGGGAGGGCUACUCGGAUGCUUUCCGUGACGACUAUCUCAUCCCCAUGACCGCCGCGGUGUGGAGCACGAGUCCCGACAAAUGCACGCUGGAGUUUCCUGCUGUCACUCUGGUGCGCUUCCUCUGGAACCAUCACCUACUGUCCACGAUAGCGACCCGACCUUCAUGGCUCACUAUCAAAGAGGGCUCUCAGAGCUACAUCGAUGCUGUGAUGAAGGGGUUCCCGCCCAACCACUUAUUCCUGAACACCCCCGUGAAGUCAGUUACAAACGAAGGAGAUGGGCGAGUGAGGGUGCACUUGCACGACGGCAACAGCGAAGUUUACGACCAUGUUAUCCUCGCAACACACGGCGAUCAGGCUUAUCAAAUCAUCAAGGACACUGCAACCGCUGAAGAGAGGUCGAUCAUGUCCAAGUUCCAGACCUCCAAAAACACGGCGGUUCUCCAUUCCGACCUCACGCAUAUGCCUGCCUCUCGCAAGGCCUGGUCAAGUUGGAACUACAUGACCCUGUCAUCUCCUUGGUCGGGAAAGUCCAAUAUCGACCAGGUCUCGCUCACUUACAAUAUGAACAUCCUGCAGCAUAUCCCUCGCUCGACCUUCGGCGACGUCCUUGUCACCCUCAAUCCUCUACACGAGCCAGAUCCCAAGACCGUCCAGGGCCGCUAUGAGUACGCGCACCCUCUAUACAACGGCGACUCGGUGCGUGCACAGGCCUUGCUUCCAAAGAUACAGAAUCGAAGGGGCAUAAGUUAUGCAGGAGCGUGGACCAAGUACGGAUUCCACGAGGAUGGGUUUAGCAGUGGGCUGCGGGUGGCUAAGAACCACCUGGGCGCCCGAUUGCCGUUUGACUUUGUCGAUUCGACAUACAGCCGAGGCAGGGCUCCAGUAUUGGGUUUGAUGGAUCACUUUGUGAGGCUCAUCAUCUUAUUGAUACACGUGUUCGUGGUAUUGCCGUUGGAGAGGAUUGUGGCAACAUUGGGCUCAAUUGAGAAGAAGGCUGUUGUUGGUCACAUCAAUGGGCACUUGGGGAAAUUGAAGGGACAGUAA